This is a messenger RNA of Hydatigera taeniaeformis, 1440 nucleotides long. NCBI's taxonomy places the organism in Eukaryota, Metazoa, Platyhelminthes, Cestoda, Cyclophyllidea, Taeniidae. The record is from the annotation of a GenBank genome assembly.
UGUGAGAAGCCUAGAGCAUAUCAAUUGGAAUUGGACUUACCCUACCCCGUGGAGUCGGAAAAGGGGAAUGCGAAAUUCAACAAAUCUACACAUAAACUUCUUCUAACCCUUCCUGUAAUUCCGCCACCGACUAUCAAUUUGGUGAUGCCUGAGUUAAAGGCAAAAACAGAAAACAAGACACCCGGUGAAAAUUCUGCAUCCUUAAUUGAGGUUCUUCAGCCCCCAGCCGAACAGCUGAAUGGAGAUGACCGUGCUACUCCUGAGAUUGAUGAUAUUUUGGGUAUUAGUAAAAAGCGUAGAAGGAAGAAACGCGGGAAACAUCUCGAUUCCGUCAGCGAAUCCGAUCCAGGUGUAGGUUCCACUACUGGAGUCUCAGCGCAAUCUACUGAGACCAUGCAUAAAAUCAAGUUGCGUCGACUACCAUCGGCCCAGCUAGUUGUCCCCAAGACAUCAUCGUUGGCUUCGGUACGAGUUCGACAGGACUUGGCUUCCUUCACAGUGGUUGUAGAAGUACGCAAUGCACUUCCCAAAUCGCUGCAGCUAGCGUGGUCGGCCGGCGAGGACGCGCUGCGGCUCAUGCUGACUUGCUCAAGUCGUGGCACGGGUAGUUGCACCCUCCAAUGGGGAAUUGUACUGCACUGCCCGGCGCCCACUCUCUCCCUCCACGAGAAACAGUCAGACAGUGGCGAGGACGGUAAUGGUAACAUCGAUGGUGAGCAACCACGGGUGAUUUGCUGCGAUGUCUCUGCUAGUAAUGUGGCAAUUAUCGUGCAGAAGCCGUCGCUCUUGCGUAGCUGGUGGAGAUCGAUCGCUGUUGGUAGAGCUCUUGGACCUGGGCUCCAGGAAAUGCCCGUUGCGGGAGGUUCAUCAGUUCUGACGGAUCUACCUGCAUCUCCUCCGCAUGUCAGCUGUCAAAUGUCGAGCGUCAGUCUAACCGUCCAAUCCCCAGACUGUAUUCAGUUCUCGUUUCACGAAGACCCUCAAAAUCGGGCGCAGAUGACAACUGUAGCUCAUAACUCCGCAGCUCCUUCCUCGUCCGCCCCUGCCGCUGUCAACAGGUGUGGGUCCAUUGACUCUGACAGUGGAUUACAUUUAAGAGGGAUCUUGAAACAGCGGUCAACGUCUGAGUGCAGUUUGGACGGUUGUGGGCAGACGCCUUUUGGCAGCAAUUUAAGCGCCUUUCCCCCACAACUCGUGUGCUCUGACGAGUUUCCAUCAAACAGCGAGGAUGAAGCGGUUUUUCCACCGUCUACGCCACGAAAAUACGAAACCGCCCCUGCCACUGCUAACCUUGCCUCGCAGGAUACAGGUACUCGUCCCUUAACUCUCGGUAGACGACGAGGAAAUUCGGUAAACUUCUCCAAAAAGGACGAGAAGGUUGCUUUCUCGCCCUUUGACCCCGUCCAGACUUUGCAUAAUUUGCUUCGUCAUAAAGCGUGA